Botrytis porri is the source of this 1542-nucleotide messenger RNA. RefSeq lists its product as uncharacterized. Lineage: Eukaryota; Fungi; Ascomycota; Leotiomycetes; Helotiales; Sclerotiniaceae. The transcript is spliced from 4 exons. The record is from RefSeq and is a predicted model, not a curated record. Bases 1 to 1542 code for a protein of 513 amino acids.
AUGUCGAGCGGGAUGUACCAAUUGGAAGAAAGAGCUGCAGCUCCAACAGUAACAAUUGCAUCACCAGCAGCUACAAUCAUUGGAGGUGCUGGCGUAACUGUCGAAACCUUUGCUGGUAUUCCAUUUGCCAAACCUCCCAUUGGUGCACUUCGACUUAAACCACCUCAACCCAUCACCUCUGCGUUGGGCACAGUCAAAGCAACAGCCCAAGCAGCUUCUUGUCCUCAAUUCUUCUUUAGUACUACUAUUAACGAUGCAAUUCCUACAUCAGCACUAGGCCUUCUCCUUAAUACACCAGUCUUCCAAGAAGUUCUCAAUGCUGGAGAAGAUUGUCUGUAUCUGAAUAUUCAAAGAACCAGUUGGUACAACCGCUUCAUCUCAAUUACCAGUCUUGUUUUGGAUUUUUGGAGGAGGAUUCGAAUUGGGAGGAACAGGGAUGUACGAUGGAUCUUCAUGGGUAGCCGAAGUAUUGCGGAGGGCAAACCGAUUAUUUUCGUCCAAGUGGCAUAUAGGGUCGGUGGAUUUGGAUUUUUGCCUGGAGCGGAGAUUUUGGCGGAUGGUAGUGCGAAUUUGGGAUUGUUGGAUCAGAGAUUGGGAUUGCAAUGGGUGGCUGAUAAUAUUGCUUCAUUCGGUGGUGAUCCAUCUAAGGUAACUAUCUGGGGAGAAUCAGCUGGUGCAAUCUCAGUCUUUGAUCAAAUGGCUUUAUAUGGAGGUGACAACACAUACAAGGGCAAAUCAUUAUUCCGCGGAGCAAUUAUGAAUUCAGGAACCUCAGCAGGAUGUUCAGCUGCAGCCGAUACUCUAACUUGCUUACGAGGCGUGCCCUAUUCCACACUUCUCAAUGCUACAAACUCUGUUCCUGGCCUCCUUAGUUACUCGUCUAUCGCACUAUCAUAUCUUCCUCGUCCAGACGGUACCGCUCUCACCAAAUCCCCCGACCUUCUCCUCGCGUCAGGAAACUGGGCAAAGGUCCCUUUUAUAAUUGGCGACCAAGAGGAUGAAGGAACAAUCUUUGCUCUUUUCCAGAGUAACAUCUCCACAACCGCUCAACUUACAACCUAUUUCUCCGAUUUCUUUUUCCAUAACGCACCUACCUCCGUUAUCACCGGGCUUCUCAACACAUACCCCAAUGACUUGAUUUCUGCCGCCAUCCUCGGAGAUCUCACGUUCACUCUCACUCGUCGUGUAUUUCUUCAAACCGCACUGAAAGUCGCACCAACUGUUCCCUCCUGGUCUUAUCUCUCAUCCUAUGAUUACGGAACCCCUGUUCUCGGCACCUUCCACGGCUCAGAUAUUUUACAGGUCUACAACGGUAUCAACCCAAAUUAUGCGGCUAGUGCUAGUAAAGCAUAUUAUUUGAGUUUUGUAAAUACUUUGAACCCAAACAAUGGGACGAGUAGUGCAUAUGCGAAUUGGCCGCAAUAUAGCAAUGGAGCAAAGUUGCUAAAUUUGUAUGCGACUUUCGGGGGAUUCAUAAGUGAUAAUUUCAGGAGUACGAGCUUUGAUUAUAUAGUGGCUAAUUUGCCGAGCUUUUAUAUUUGA